Molecule: messenger RNA, 312 nt
Organism: Staurois parvus
Lineage: Eukaryota; Metazoa; Chordata; Amphibia; Anura; Ranidae
Source: the annotation of a GenBank genome assembly
AUGUCAGUGCCAAAAGUGGUAACCCUGAGCUACACUCGGGCUUACCAUGCGGCGCUGCAUAGGGAAUCCCUGCAGCACUUACCUUGUCCUUCGCUCCCACGAUGUGUCCCCUGCAGCAUCCCCAUCCAUCUCCUCCGGCCGAUGCCGGCAUCCGGCUUCUGUGUUCCGGUCCCUGUGACGUCGGGACGUACGGGCGCCGCCACCGGCGGCGGCAGGAAAGUUGAAAAUUUAAAAAAAUGUCAUUUUUUUUUCAAAACACAUUUUUCAUAUGCUUUGUCCUGUGCCCUGCCUGCGUUUUGUCUGUUCUUUCUG